Molecule: messenger RNA, 2544 nt
Organism: Metarhizium brunneum ARSEF 3297
Lineage: Eukaryota; Fungi; Ascomycota; Sordariomycetes; Hypocreales; Clavicipitaceae
Gene: SEC10
Product: Exocyst complex component SEC10
Biological process (GO): exocytosis; Golgi to plasma membrane transport
Cellular component (GO): exocyst; cytoplasm
Source: RefSeq, a predicted model, not a curated record
AUGGAGCGGUCCAGUUCGGGCCCAAAGAGCCUCUUUCCCAAGGGCCCGAGCUUCACCUUGGACAACUUCUCCAACAAGGACUUCAUCGUUCGGGACUUUGUCGACAGUCUAGCGGAUAGUGCUGUUCCUGCCAAUCGCCGCUCAGGACCUGCAGCGGCAGCAUUUGACCCUAAGCCGUUAAUUCGGACCUUCGAGAAUGCCCUAUCGCAACUGGCAUUGCUCGGUGAUGAGCUCCAAGAGAAGGAGUCCGAAAUCCUGUCUCAAGUACGUCGCGCAGAGAUACAGCAUGACCAGACUCUCGAUACCCUCGGUCGCACGCUCGACCAAAGCAUGAGCUCAUUCGAGGCACUCGAUGGAUCGUUGGGCCAGAACAGCGCCAGCAAUGCUCCGGAAGCCGGCGGCCGGACCGACGGUGGAGGUAACAUAGCUGUUCAAAUAGGAGAGAAGCUAGAGGAGCUUGAUCGCAAACGACGCCGAGCACAAGACACCAUGUUCCUGAUCCAGUGCUGGACCGAGCUUAGCGAGUCCGGACUGCUAUCCUCCUUGGAAGAUAUUCGACUUCAUGGCGGGUCCGAGAAUAAAAUUAGGUGCGCCGUCAUCGCGCGGCAGUUGAUGAGAAUGAGCCAGCAGCUUGACCCGUUGUCGUGGACUUCUUCCAACAGCCAGCGAAAUAGCUCGACGCCGAGUGGCCAGAAUGGCGAAACCAAAUCACAUAAUACGCGCGAGAUUCUCGAAAAGUUCUGCGAGUCCUUGGAACAGGACCUUUUAGAACAAUUUAACAACAGCUACAGACACCAGAACUUUGAUGACAUGAUGGAAUGCUCCAAGGUCUUGCAUGACUUUAAUGGUGGCGCUAGUGUGAUUGCCGUCUUCGUCAAUCAACAUCAGUUCUUUAUUGAUCGAGACCAGCUGAAUGAUGAGGCUAUUGCCGAUGGAGAGACGUGGGAAGUUCUGGCGGACCCUGACUCAGACCCUCCUGGCGUCGAUCCGGGGUUGCAGUCUCUCGUCGACGAGGUCAAAAUUGUCAUGCAGGAAGAAUCAUUCAUCAUCAAGAGAGCAUUUCCAUACUAUGAGACAGUCCUCAUCAAGUUCAUCCAACGAGUAUUUCAGCAGUCCAUUCAGCAGAGACUCGAAAAGGUUCUCGGCAAGGCGGAGACCGUGUCCACUCUGGCCUUUUUGAGAUCAUUACACUCUUCAAGAAGCUACAUUAGCUCGUUGGUGGAGGACUUGAAAAGCCAUGGUCUCACAGAGCACCCCGACGCAUGCUCGGGGCAGAUUGCCCAGACGCUGGAUCAGCAGAUGGAUGAGCUAUUCAUUCCGUACUUGGUGGGAAGCUCUUACAUCGAACGAGAGCGAAAGAGCCUCGAGGAAAUGUACAGCUCGUUGCUAUUCAAAUUCAACAUGUACCAUUCGCGAAGAAAGAGAGCACCGCAGGGUUUCAUGGCAUCAUUAGCGCAGCAAGGCACCCAGUUCAUGGCCACGGCCAAGGACGCCUAUCUGGAACGAUUAGAAUCUUCAGAUCUCACACCGACACAGAAGCGAAUCAUGCUGCGAGUCGCUGGUAUUAAGGAUAAAGAGAACAAGAAUGAAAUCGAGGUCUCGGAGGAAGACGGUGCGCUGAGCGUCAGCAAUGCGAAGCGUAUGCUAAAGUGGCUCGCGGAAAGUGUCCAGCGAACCUUGGAGCUCGGAUCCCAAGCCGAAACACCCAGGGAUGUCAACGCCCUCCUGCAGCUUUUGCUCACCAACAUGGGUCAGCUCUAUAUCCAGACGGCACUGGAGGCCGCAGACGGGCAAGCUGCCUUGGUGGAAAACUCCAAGACGGAGCCCGACCUGACCUUCUUGCCCACUAUCCGUCCAGCAGUCACCAUCUCCGCCAUCAUGGACAGGUUCAUCACCGUCGUUCUCAUCCGCCUAGCCGAGUCCAACACCACGGUAAGGAAGAGCAUGGAAGCCCAACGCAACAUGGCCAUCGACGCCAUCGAGAAGAAAACCAACACCGUCAUGAAAACGUCCAUCGACGUCAUCACCAACUAUGUCACCAAAUCGCUCAGCUCCCAGAAGAAGCAAGACUUUCGCCCCAAAGGCGCCGAGCUCGAAUUUCUCCAAACGCCUACGUGUCUCAACAUUUGCAAAUUCCUCGGCCGCUCCUCCAAAGAAGCCAGCCUCGCUAUUGACGGGCUCAACGCCGAAAAGUACUAUAGCGAGCUCGCGCUCUCGAUUCACGAACUCCUCUUUGACCAUUUCAAGAAGUUCCAGGUCAAUGCUACGGGGGGGCUGAUGGUCACGCAGGACAUUGCAAAGUACGUCUCCGUGAUGCGGGACUGGUCCCUUUCCAAGGAUGUUGCGGUCAUGGUUGAGCUUCUUACGGAGAUUGGGUCACUCUUCAUCGUGGGUCCGGAAGCAUUGAGGGAGAAGGCGAGGGCGCUGGCGCCGGGCCAGAGCGGCGGGAGGGGGAAGCUGUGCAAGGGCGACUUCAGGGCAUUUGUGCAGAAAAGGGACGACUCGGGGUCGGUUGGGAUACAGAGCAUAUUAGCAGGGCUAUGA